Messenger RNA from Kalmanozyma brasiliensis GHG001, 1719 nucleotides. RefSeq names its product AMP-binding enzyme C-terminal domain protein. Gene Ontology annotation, biological process: secondary metabolic process. The record is from RefSeq and is a predicted model, not a curated record. The transcript has 2 exons. NCBI's taxonomy places the organism in Eukaryota, Fungi, Basidiomycota, Ustilaginomycetes, Ustilaginales. Gene Ontology annotation, molecular function: CoA-ligase activity. Bases 1 to 1719 code for a protein of 572 amino acids.
AUGACCCAGCAAGCUCGGGGAUUGACGGUCCCUCUCGGCCCAUAUACGGUCUACGAUCCCAAGGCAGGCAUCUACGCGUCAAGAUUGCCACCGCCUCAAGUACCAUCCGAGUCGGUCUACCAGUUCUGCCUGGGCGAUGUGAGCUUCGAUGAUGCAGGCACUGCCAUCACCGACUGCUCGUCGGGCCGAAUCAUCUCAUAUGGCGAGCUCAGGCUCCGAGCGCAACGCUUCGGCCUCGGCCUUCUUACCAAAGCGCACCUCAAGCCAGGCGACACCAUCCUCGUCGCGCUCCAUGCAUCCAUCGAAUUCGCCGUCGUCGUCAUGGCGGCCCAGUUCGCCGGUCUUCGCGUGGCGCUCGCCAACCCCGACUACGCCCGCAAAGAGCUUCGCCACGUCUACCGUCUCACCAAGCCCGCCAAAGUCGUCGUCCACAGCACCUACCUCCGCCGUGCUGCCGCAGCCAACAUCAAGACCUUCACCGUCAUCCUCACGGACACCAAGCUGGGUCGUGGGGGUGUUUUGUCCAUCGGCGAACUGUUGGCUGACGAAUCUGCUGCAAAGGCUGCUCAGCCAUUCGUGCCAAAGGACCUGGGGACCACUGCCUACCUCCCUUCUUCGUCAGGGACGACAGGGCUGCCAAAAGCGGUCCAGAUCUCCCACAAGAACGUCGUGAGCAUGAUCUCGGCCAACCUGUGCACGCCUGGAUUCAUCCCCGAAUCACUCCAUGGGGACCAGGUGCGGAUGCUUAGCUUCCUCCCCUUCUUCCACGCCUACGGCCUGAUCGGGCAACUGCACCUCAUGCUGAGAAUGCGAGGUCAGCUAUUCCUCCUCCGCCCUUUCACGCCAGACUCUCUCUGCAAAGCUGUACAGACGCAUCGCAUCAACCUGCUCAACUGCGUCCCUCCAGCGCUGACGAAGCUCACAAAACACCCUGGCACCACCCGCGCGGUAUUUGCCACCGUCAAGCGUGUGCGCUGUGGAGCAGCGCCGCUGGACGCAGAGACAGAGGCCAAGUUCACCGAUCUCACCGGCGUCGAAGUGAAACAGGGGUGGGGAAUGACCGAGCUCACGCUGGCCGGAUUGGACCCAUCGAGUGGACAGCAGACUCCCGGGUCCGUUGGCUGUCUCGUCCCUGCCACGCUCGCGAGGGUCGUCGAUGUCGAUACUGGGAAGGCUGUUGAGCCAGGGCAACGUGGCGAGCUGCUGAUCAAAGGCGACCAGGUGUUCUCCGGCUAUCUGUCCAACCCUAGCGAGACCAAAGCGUCGUUCACCCCGGACGGGUUCUUCCGCACCGGCGACGUGGUGGUGGUCGACCCACGAACGGGCGAGUUCACCAUCGUCGACCGUCUCAAAGAGCUAAUCAAGUAUCAAGGGUUUCAGGUGGCACCCGCCGAGCUGGAAGGCGUGCUCGUCGCUCACCCCAAGAUCGCGGCUGCCGCAGUGGUGGGCCGAUACAGCAAGGAUCAGGCGACAGAACUUCCAUGUGCUUUUGUCGAGCUCACACCCCACACCUCGACCACGUCAAAGGGAGCGGUGGCAAAGGAAAUUGACGAGUUCGUCCGCUCAAAGGUGUCGCAUCACAAGUUCUUGCGUGGCGGCAUCCACUUUGUCGAUAAAGUGCCCGUCAGCGCUAGCGGCAAGAUCCUGCGCAAGGAAGUCCGGGCCAUGCUCCAGGCUCUAGAGCAGCAAGAGGUGCUUUCUACGCGGGCGAAGUUGUAG